CCGCGCGGCCCUACAAAGGCGGCGGCGGCGGCGGGGCGGCCGCUACUCACCGGCACCGGCGGGCUCGACGGGGCCGUGCUCCGGCUCCAGGCGCGGCCAUGAGGCGGCUGUAGGGCCCGGGAGCCGCCGCCGCUCCGCUGCCUUCGGCCGCCGCGGGGGGCUCGGCGGGGCGCGGCUCUGCUCGGGGUGGAUGCCGGCCGGGGCCGGCCGCUGCCGGCACCAUGCACACCGUGCAGAAGGACACCACCUUCACCAAGAUCUUCGUCGGGGGGCUGCCCUACCACACCACCGACUCCUCCCUCAGGAAGUACUUCGAGGUCUUCGGGGACAUCGAGGAGGCGGUGGUGAUCACGGACCGGCAGACCGGCAAAUCCCGAGGAUACGGCUUUGUGACCAUGGCAGACAGAGCUGCUGCUGAAAGAGCAUGCAAAGACCCAAACCCCAUCAUUGACGGCAGGAAAGCAAAUGUGAACCUGGCGUAUUUGGGAGCAAAACCAAGGAGUAUUCAAACUGGUUUUACCAUAGGUGUGCAACAGCUACAUCCAGCCUUCAUUCAGAGACCCUUUGGACUCACGCCUCACUAUGUUUACCCCCAAGCCAUCAUCCAGCCCAGCGUGGUGAUCCCUACCCCCGUGCAGUCCAUCACAUCUCCCUACAUCGACUACACGGCCGCCAGCCAAGCCUAUUCCCAGUACACCACAGCUGCCUACGACCAGUACCCCUACGCUGCCUCUCCCGCCGCCGGCUUCGUGGGAUACGGCUACACCACGGGCACGGUGCAGCCGCCCCUCAGCGCCGGCACCCCCGCGGCGCCCGCCGCCGCCUUCGUGCAGUACCAGCCGCAGCAGCUGCAGCCCGACCGCAUGCAGUGAGGGCCUGCCCGCAUGCAGUGAGGGUCCGACCGCAUGCAGUGAGGGCCCGCCCGGCCCGGCCUGACCUCAUGCAGUGAGGGCCCGCUCGGCCCGGCCUUCCUGGACAAUCUCUUACCCUGCAAGGAUACCACUAGGACAGCAAAACCACAAAAGAAAAAAUAAUUAUAAAAGAGACAAAAAACCGACCCGCACCCAAAAAAAAAAAAAAAAAAAAAAAAAAAUCACCCCAGCCCUUUAUCCCCCUGAUGUAGGUGCAUAUUGAUGCCUAAGCUAUUUAUAGUGUUGAGGGCAAACCCCCAAAUCCUUGCAGUCUGAUUGUGCUUAUGAAAGUGGACUUCUGGUAAGUUUUUUUCCCCCCCUUUUUUUUUUGCCUUCAAUCUGGACAGAUACUGUCUUGAAGAUGUUCUAAAAGCGGCUGAAAUGUUUCACAGGAAAACGACAGAUUCUUGCACACAUCGCAGUCUGCUUCCAUCACCUGUGGUCUUCUUUCUGCCCCCUUCCUUCCUCAUCCAGCCUACAAUCCUCUUAUUUACUGGUGAGGUGCAGAGGUACUUGGAGAACGUGGAAAAAAAGCAAUCUUAUUUUUUGGUUGUACAAAAACUUUGUAAUACUCAGAGAUGCCUUACAGAAAAAAAAAAAGCAAAAGAAAAACUAUUUUUUAAUAUUUAUUGCGAUUUUAUUCGCAUGAGCUGUGAAUUGCAGACAGAGGAAUAGUAGUAAGUAUCUGCCUUGUUUAAUUCUCAUUUUACUAAAUUAUUGUAUGUAGGUAAAAGUUCUUAAGUAAUUGCUGAAUCACUUCAACAUGCAAAAGGGAAUAUUGGCUUGAAGGAGAGCAGAAUAUUCCUUUAGUCAACGCACUGUACUAUUUUCUUAUUGUAAUUGUUACUCUGUUAAGAUUAUCUCAAAUUUAGGUAUAUUUUUAAAUGCAAAAAACCAACCAAGAAUACUGAACAUUUUGUCUACUUUGGUAGAUCUUUUGUUACAAUGCUGCAACCUAUGGAGACAUUUACAGUAUUUAUGUAAAAGAGAUCUGGGGCUGUUGGCCAGCAAGGUUUAGGAGAAUAUCAUGAGUGGAGCAAUAGAGAAAAAGGUGUUACGUCGCUGAACAAAUGGGUAAAUGUAACCUUUUUAUGCCUGUAAUCCAGCAGCCAAAUAAAGGAAGAGAACAGGCGAUGUAAGUGCAUUUCUACAAAGACAGCAAUAAACUAUUUUAACUUUUAAGAUUA
Messenger RNA from Serinus canaria (Common canary), 2098 nucleotides. RefSeq names its product RNA binding motif protein 38 (gene RBM38). Gene Ontology annotation, cellular component: cytosol. The record is from RefSeq and is a predicted model, not a curated record. The coding region runs from base 222 to 872 and encodes 216 amino acids. NCBI's taxonomy places the organism in Eukaryota, Metazoa, Chordata, Aves, Passeriformes, Fringillidae. Gene Ontology annotation, molecular function: RNA binding. The transcript is spliced from 4 exons.